This is a messenger RNA of Plasmopara halstedii, 342 nucleotides long. Its product is annotated as phosphotyrosine protein phosphatase. The transcript has a single exon. The record is from RefSeq and is a predicted model, not a curated record. The coding region runs from base 1 to 342 and encodes 113 amino acids. NCBI's taxonomy places the organism in Eukaryota, Oomycota, Peronosporomycetes, Peronosporales, Peronosporaceae.
AUGACGAAAGAAGCCAAGAAACGUGGCUAUGUUAUGACAUCGCGAUCACGUCCACUUAACAAGAUGGACAUUGAUGAAUUUGACUAUAUCAUCUGCAUGGAUGACAAGAACAAAGCGGCGGUGCUGGAGGCUGCUAUGGCCUGGGGCGGCCCAUCAUGUCGUGACCUCGCCAGGGACAAAAUCUCAAUGAUGACCGAUUAUUGCAAUACUUUCAAGGAUGCCACUCGUAUUCCGGAUCCGUGGUACGAAGGCGGUUUCGACCACGUGCUUGAUCUUCUAGAAGACGCUUGUGAAGGUCUAUACAAUCACCUGAUGGCCAGAAAUGAGCAGUCGAAGAGCUAA